AUGAUAGUUGAUGUUUCUCAUCCCUCCUUCGACGUCUCUACCCUCUCUAAACUUGGAUUCCCAUCUGAUCCCUUUUCCCUCCCAGUACACUCCGACCACCUGAAAUCCUUCGCCAUACAUUUCGCCUCCAGCAGGCGCCGCCAUAUCCGCUGCCAUCGCUGCCCUUCGUAUCUCUGGCGACACCCUCCCAUACCUCCGGUUCUAGCCUCCAACAACUUCUACGCCGCCCUCGCAAAACAGAGUGCCAUGGAAAUCGAGCCUUUGUUAUGUUAUGAGUUACAUGUGGUGGUUAUAGUGUUCGAUAAUGGCGGUGUGUAUGGUGGUGACCGGAUAAACCCUGAAGAAGUUAUGGGGCAUGUUGUUAUAAAUGUCACCAUUGACAUUGACCAUAGAGGGAACAAAACAUUGUAA
Molecule: messenger RNA, 411 nt
Organism: Lactuca virosa
Lineage: Eukaryota; Viridiplantae; Streptophyta; Magnoliopsida; Asterales; Asteraceae
Source: the annotation of a GenBank genome assembly